UCGAACGACAUGGCUAUGGGAAAUCGCUGUUCGUUGUUGCUAACGUUGUAUCUGUUUCCGUUGACAGUGAUUGUCGGAGCUUCGGCAACCGGUUACGGGUAUGGCCCGAAUCCGAAUUCAUAUGAUUCCAAGAAUAAGUUUUUUCCAGAAGUUUUCAGCGUGCAAGGAGUCGUUUACUGCAAAUCUGCUUCCGGAGUCAUCCCGCACAAAGGAAGUGUAGUAAGAAUUACAUGCCUAGGGCUUGAUAAAGACGGCUAUGAAACGGCUCCAUUCUCGGUUUUGAGCCGGCCGACCGACGCCAACGGCUACUUCCUAGCCAAGCUUUCAUCCGAGCUGCUUGAAGCCGACGGCUUCAGAAUUACGCAGUGCAAAACCUUCCUCCACAGCUCAAAGCUCAAGGCUUGCCCUUUCGCCACCAACAUCGGCAGUGGCUUGAGCGGCGCGCCUCUAUCGGCUUAUCGGACGCUCGGCUCCAGCAAACUGAGGUUGUACUCCGUCGGCCCUUUUGUUUACGAUUCUACCCCUCAACAAAAGACACCUUCGCACUAUUGAAGAAGAUAAUCCUUAAGAAACCUUCAUGUUGUACCUUACAUUUUUAAUUUCUUAUUUUAAAUUUUACUAUUAUUUUGGCUCUUAAAUCUAUGACUAUGGAUUAUAUUUUAAAUUUUAUUAUUUUAUCUCUUCAA
Molecule: messenger RNA, 686 nt
Organism: Salvia hispanica
Lineage: Eukaryota; Viridiplantae; Streptophyta; Magnoliopsida; Lamiales; Lamiaceae
Product: protein SEED AND ROOT HAIR PROTECTIVE PROTEIN-like
Cellular component (GO): cell periphery
Source: RefSeq, a predicted model, not a curated record